AUGGAUAUCCCACCGCAGCAUGGAUGGAACGUAAACGAAGGUCAAUACGCCUUGAAGUUCCGAGACACAGUCGAGGAUCUUCCUGGCGAUCUCGAGGUAUUGACCACCUCCAUUGCGAAGGCCACAGAUUGGAUUCUGCGGGCCGCGCACCAUAAUCCACUCACCAUUGAUGGGGGCGAUGCUUUCGUGGCCCAGAUGACAUCCUUCGUGAACGCCGUCAUGGCCACUGACUUCAGUCGUAUUCGCGGUCCAGACGAACUCGACAGCUUCUCGCUCACCUCUCUCCUCGAGGCCGAGAUGUCUUCCAAGGACGAGCCAACCAUCCACCCGGCUCCCGUUUUCAGGCCUCCCCCUCCUGCAGCCCAUGGGCCGCUCGAUGAGGGUGUCGUUGGUGUAGGGGCUCCACCCGACGUCCUCAUGCAGGCUUUGGACAACCUUGGUCGCCUGGCCUCCCCACCUCGCAUCCCCGCUUCCAAGAAGCAUAAGGGUGUUGAUCGUCCGGUCCCACCUCCUCCUCAGAAGAAGAGCAAGGUGGCCUACUCUUGCCCUGGUCCGCCUCCGCUGAUCAAUCACCCAAGCCCCCCAGCGGGCAGGGAUCACACGACAGGCCGCUCCGAUGCCUCCCCCGCCUCCUGGCUUGGGACUGCAGCGUCGCGGGCCCUCUCCUCCUCUCCCCACAUUCCCGACGGGUCCGAUGAAGACAUCUCCUCAUUGGUCCAUCCCUUCCUUCACUUCCGAGGGCCCUACCCGGAGGCAACGUUCUCGGACGCGUGGUUUGCCCACUCGACCGAGUCCAAACCUACCAAGCGCUCCAAGUCCUGGUGGACGGACGAGUGCUCGGAGACUUUCGGAGUAUAUCAGUUGAGCCGCUCGCUCGCUGACUACAACAAGUUUAAGAAGGCGUUCUUAGAUGAGCUUCCUGAUGAGCCAGUCCGUGAGUGGGCUGACUUUUCGGAGCAUGAGUUGUUGAGUGCCCUUAAGGGGUGCUCCAAUUCCUCUGCACCAGGCCCGGACCACGUCACAUGGGUCCACCUAAAGGAGCUGCUCAAGGAUAAACACGUCCUUGCGCUCUUCAUCGUGUUGGCCAAUGCUUGCCUUCGGGUGGGUCAUUGGCCACGUAUAUUCAAGGAGUCGCUAUCGGUUAUCGUUCCGAAGCCGAACAAGCCCUCCUACUCCGUGCCGAAGGCCUUCAGGCCAAUCGAUACAGUUUGA
This is a messenger RNA of Cyclocybe aegerita, 1212 nucleotides long. The record is from the annotation of a GenBank genome assembly. Lineage: Eukaryota; Fungi; Basidiomycota; Agaricomycetes; Agaricales; Hemipholiotaceae.